Molecule: messenger RNA, 1374 nt
Organism: Symbiodinium sp. CCMP2456
Lineage: Eukaryota; Dinophyceae; Suessiales; Symbiodiniaceae
Source: the annotation of a GenBank genome assembly
AUGAUGGAGGCAGAGACUGAUGCAUGGGAGGAGGUUGUUGCAUCGUUGCUGGACAGAUGCGAGGGAGCGACCCGUGAACACCGGCUUGCACGGUGGCACUUCGCUUGCGUGGCCUGGAUAGGAGCCGCGUUCAUAGGUAUGCUCCUUUGGGUCUUGCCCAUGUCCGGUCGUCGCACCUUGACGAGCAUCACCGUCGCGAUAUGCCUGGUGGAAAUCGGAGAAGGGUGGCGGCGAUAUGGUUUUGACAUUCCUUGGGGCAGGACGGUGGACUUACUCGGCGGUGAGCGGCCUCCGAGCCUGCAACCUAUCCCAAAUGACCAUUCUGGGGAGAGCGAUGCCCGCCCUGUUUUGCUUCAGAAGACAGCACCUAUCAAGUCAGCUGAUGACUCUUCGGUGGUACUGUUCCCAGCAUUGGGCUCGCUGGUGAAAUUCAAUGAAGGUCCACGAGUGUCUGCAGUGAAGACUAGCUUCGGAGUUGUGACAGGGGUCUCCUCGGUGGAUGUGACCGUCACUCUUGCAGGUGGCGCGCGUGUGGAAAAAGUGCGGCCCGAUGAUUUUGUGCUCACCUCGCUGGACGAAGUGCCCGGAGGGGAGGACGAGCGCAAUCGGCUGGAGGAGUUGAUGUUGAUUCACGUCUUUCUGGGCCGAAGUUGGAAGGCGCGAACCAUUGGAACCGUGCGGACAUUGCUGCUCUCCCAUGGCUACUUGGGGAAAGGUGUGGGCUCGCCUCCGCGAGUCAAAGAGUUGAAGGAGAAGUUGGAGGAAUUGUCAAUCGCCGGUGCGCUUGCCCACACCACGAGCGCCUUUCGCGACCAAGGCGAGGAUCCGUGGCCGGCAGAAGCAGGUUUGGACACUUGGGAUGCUGCGCUUCCACCAGAUCUGAAACGAGCUGGACCAGAAAUUUACACGUCGAUGAAAUCAGCUAGCGUACGUUGCGUUCGGGAUUGGAUCAACAGCAUGUUUUCGGUGGACCAAAGACAGCAUCCCCAGUACGUGGAGCUGUUUAAUCUUGCGUCUUUAGUGGAUUUCAAAGUCAAGGACGCGGGCUCACCAGCUCAAGUACUCAGCAUGAUUGGGCAGUGCGAUACUUGCGAAAUCGCAUUGAGGAGAUUGGCUUCUUGGAUUCACGAGAAGAGGACGGGUGACAAGGAUGCGGCUCAAUCGAUGUUGGCAGUGAAGCCGUCCUCUUUCGCCAGUGACAUUGCGCCUUCCUGGCUGGUCACAGAAGCUUCAACAUACAGUCAGAGCGAGUACAAGCGCAAGGAGAGAGCUCGUGCUCAGUGGACCGAGUCCACCAAAGGCAAGGGCAAGAAAGGAAAGGACAAAGGAAAAAAGGGCACGUCGGGCAAGGGGCCUAAGUCCUCCCAGAGUUGA